GGGGCGAGCCAAGCCAUGCAAGUGAAUGUGACUUGCAUGACUGACUCGCCUCAUGACAAGACUUCAUGUUCUCCGUCUGUGCCAACUGAUGCAACCCCGAAGUAUUCGCUCGAUAUUGAUAAGCAUAACCUAAGAUGCCAGUCGUGGUGGCAGAAAAGCUUGUGAAGCUGCAACAGAAGGGCGAAGGCAUCAGAAACCUAAUGUAUGCUAGAUCUGUAUAUUGGCUCACGUCGUAAGCACUACAUCUCAUGGAGCGAGAACGUCCAUUGAUCUAUUGCCUUAGGACCAUGGAAAGACCUCCUUGACGGACGCUCUGAUUGCCACCAAUGGAAUCAUCUCACCCAAGCUGGCGGGCAAGAUCCGUUACCUGGACUCAAGACCAGAUGAACAACUGCGAGGUAUUACCAUGGAAUCGUCUGCCAUCUCAUUGUACUUCUCACUGUUACGACGGAGCGCACCAGAAGCCCAGCCGGAGCAGAAGGAAUUCUUGAUUAACCUGAUUGACUCACCGGGCCACAUUGACUUCAGCUCUGAGGUAUCCACAGCGUCACGGUUGUGCGAUGGUGCACUUGUUUUGGUGGAUGCUGUCGAAGGUGUCUGCUCACAGACUGUGACAGUCUUGCGGCAGACGUGGACGGAGAAGCUGAAGCCUUUGCUCAUCAUCAACAAGAUGGAUCGCUUAAUCACGGAACUAAAGCUGAGCCCUAGCGAAGCAUACACGCAUCUCAGCAAGUUGCUCGAGCAGGUCAACGCUGUCAUGGGCAGCUUUGCGCUUGGCGAGCGUAUGGAAGAUGACCUUCGGUGGCGGGAGCGCAUUGAUGAAAAGGUCAGCGCUGCUGUUGCAGCCCGGGAUCAAUCAGACGCGGAUGUCGCUAACGGCGGGCCCAGAGGUCGGGCCGCCAGCCUUGCUGAGGAUGAGGAAGGCUUGGUCACCUCGAGCACUCCUGCAGAGUAUGAGGAAAAAGAGGAUGAAGACAUCUACUUCGAACCGGAGCGUAACAACGUGAUAUUCAGCUCCGCAAUCGAUGGAUGGGCGUUCACUCCUCGGCAGUUUGCAGGCUUGUACGAAAAGAAGCUUGGCAUCAAGCGACACGUCCUAGAGAAGGUGCUCUGGGGUGACUUCUACCUCGACCCGAAGACGAAGCGUGUGCUAGGUCCUAAGCACCUGAAAGGAAGACAUCUGAAGCCCAUGUUCGUGCAGCUGGUCCUGGAACAGAUCUGGGCUGCCUACGAAGCCACGAUGGGCGGACCCAACAACAGGGGCGACCCAGCGCUGGUAGAUAAGAUUACAAAGAGCCUCAACAUCAGCAUACCAGCACACAUCAUGCGGUCGAAAGAUCCGAAGGCUUUGUUAAGUGCUGUGUUCGCCGCGUGGCUACCACUCUCGACAGCGGUGCUUGUAUCCGUGACGGAGCAGCUACCGAGUCCAUCCGCUGCGCAAGCAACACGAAUACCUGCCUUGUUGGCAGCGUCUCCAGGCAGCGACCAUAUCGAGGGCAAGGUCAGAGAUGCCAUGAUUCAUUCGAACGCUAAGCUUGGCGAGCCGGUUGUGGCAUACGUGAGUAAGAUGAUCUCAAUACCGGAAAGCGAACUACCAGCGAACAAGCGACGAGGCGGCAUGCUCAGUGCGGAGGAAGCCAGAGAGUUAGGUCGCAAGAAGCGAGCUGAAAUCGCAAGGGCGCAAGCGCAAGCUAACGGUGAGGCCGAAUUAGCCUCUGUCACGGAUGCAUUGAGCACUGCCGCGAUAGGAGAUGAGAGUGAGGUCAAUGGCGGCAAUGACGAGUCGGAGCAGAAGGAGGAUCCUGAGCACCUGAUAGGCUUCGCUCGCCUACUCUCCGGUACGCUCACGGUAGGUGACGAGGUAUAUGUCCUGCCGCCAAAGUUCACCCCAGCGAGACCGCACGCGCACCCGUUACCGAGAAAGGUCACCAUUACCGCGCUGUACCUGCUGAUGGGCCGGAGUUUGGAGUCGCUCAACUCGGUUCCUGCAGGAAACGUCGUCGGUAUCGCGGGCCUGGAAGGCGCCAUACUCAAGUCGGGUACAAUAUGCUCGCAACUAGACGGUGCGCCGAACCUAUCAUCUACGACGGCCAUCUCCACCAAUGCGCCGAUCGUGCGGGUGGCACUCGAACCGGCGUACCCUGGGGACCUGAAUAAGAUGAUCCAAGGUCUUCGUCUGCUUGAGCAAGCCGAUCCUGCGGUGGCAUACGAGCAGUUGGAGAGCGGCGAACAUGUCAUUCUUACAGCCGGCGAACUACACCUUGAGCGGUGCCUCAAGGACCUCAGGGAGCGUUUCGCGAAAUGCGACAUCCAAGCCGGCGAAGCCAUCGUCCCGUAUCGGGAGAGCAUAGUCAAGGCUGAAGAGAUGAACCCACCGAGGGAUCCAGCGCUUGGUAGGGGCACGGUGGAGGGUAUGACUGUUAGCAAACAGAUCACCAUCAAGCUACGCGUCAGGCCGUUGCCAGCGCCAGUAACGGAGUUUCUGGUCAAGCAUACUGGCGCCGUCAAGCGAUUGUACUCGGAACGGAAAGCACAGGAGGAGGAACGAAGCACCAGCGGUGGUGCGAAUGGCGGUGAUCAUGGUGACGAGCCGGAAGAGGUCGGCGAGCAGGAAGUCGAGGCUGAGGAUACUACAGCAGAAGGCGGCCAGAACCUGUCCAUGUCUGAGUUCCGGCAAAAGCUGGCUGACGCCUUUGCGGAAGAGAAGGGGGAGAAGGACGUAUGGAAGGGUGUCGUUGAACAUAUAGCCGCCUUCGGCCCACGGCGUGUAGGGCCUAACAUACUGAUUGACAUGACAGAGGGCGCAGCGUGCGGGAGAUUCUUGCGCGAACACCACGAAGCAUUGCCGGAUCAGCACACUGAUACCGCGAAACACACGGCUACCUUCGCUGACAAGGUGACGUACGCUUUCCAGCUCGCCACUUAUCAGGGACCGCUGUGUAACGAGCCCAUGCAAGGCGUCGCCGUCUUUCUCGACGAAAUCUGCAUUAACGCCUCGGACGAAGAAGCUGCGCAAAACAUGGGUCGCCUCACUGGCGAGAUCAUACGGACGACACGGGAAAGUAUUCGGCAUGGCUUCCUCGACUGGUCGCCUCGCAUACUACUGGCUAUGUACAGCUGCGAGAUUCAAGCAUCCGCGGAAGUGCUGGGCCGCGUGUACGGUGUCAUUAGCCGGCGUGGUGGACGCAUUGUGUCAGAGUCGCUGCUUGAGCCGAGCACAAACUUCACAAUCCUAGCGCUGCUGCCGGUGGCGGAGUCAUUCGGCUUCAGCGAUGAGAUCCGGCAAAGAACUUCUGGCUUCGCGGCGCCGCAGCUGGUAUUUGAGGGGUUUGAGAUGCUGGACGAGGAUCCCUUUUGGGUGCCGACUACUGAGGAGGAGCUGGAAGACCUAGGUGAGAAGGCGGAUAAGGAGAAUGUCGCGAGGCGCUAUGUGGACAAAGUGCGGGAGCGGAAAGGCUUGACGGUCAAGAGGAAGGUUGUGGAGAGUGCUGAGAAGCAGAAGACACUGAAACGGUAACCAACGCAAUGUUUCUUCAGGAUCGAGGAGCAUGCUGGCUCCCGUUAAUACAACAGCUCUCUUACUCGGUGCCUGCCUGUUCAAGGAAGACAGCUCCCAUGCUUCUGUUCGCUACGAAAGCGUUCCAUAACUGAGUAGUCCGCCAAAGUUUCCACGCCACCCAGUUGCGGCUCGUGACAACGUUAUAACGACAAGACAUAGGCAUGUCGCACCUCAUUAGCCACUAACCAACACAUCCACCGUCUCAACCGUCACCGAUCGAUCCUUCGUCUCAAUCAAUCACCCAUGAUGAACGAGCAUACCUCCUCGUGCAAGUCCGCCGCGGU
Molecule: messenger RNA, 3843 nt
Organism: Baudoinia panamericana UAMH 10762
Lineage: Eukaryota; Fungi; Ascomycota; Dothideomycetes; Mycosphaerellales; Teratosphaeriaceae
Exons: 3
Coding region: 407-3517 (1036 amino acids)
Biological process (GO): cytosolic ribosome assembly
Cellular component (GO): cytosol; ribonucleoprotein complex
Molecular function (GO): GTP binding; ribosome binding; GTPase activity
Source: RefSeq, a predicted model, not a curated record